AUGGAUCUGUCUGAGGAAAUAUUUGCCCUAUUGGGAAUUUGUUCGAAAACAUUGCGAAUUUUCCCGGGCCUUUUGGCCGAAGGUACAAAAGAACAGAUCAGUGAUGCGAUUGCGCAACUUCUGGUCAAACAUGGAGUGAAUCCCGGAUUGGCAAAGUCCGUUUCCAGUCGACAUGUGAGCUACUGGGCUACAGCUCCGGAACAUUUGAAUGAAUUGGAUGAUCUCAGUGAUCUGUUCACUCUGUUACGUCAGCAUGGAAUUCUGAUUGGCAUUUGUACAUCGGACAGUCGUGCGGGAACCACAAAGUCGUUGAUCGCAUUGGACGUAUUACACCUGGUCGAUGUGAUCGUAUGCGGAGACGAUCCGGACGGGCGACCCAAACCGGAUCCACACAAUGCUCGAAUGAUUUGUGAUCAAUUGGACAUCAAACCGGAGGAGGCUGUGAUGGUCGGUGACACACCCACGGAUAUUCAGUUUGCCAAGAACGGUAAUUUCGGUCUUGGCGUCGGAGUUCUCACCGGUAUCGGACAACGGGAAGAUUUAGAACGUGCAUGGUACGGAUCUGAACGACCGGGCAUCGUGGAAAAGGCAAAUCCCGAUGAUAAGUUUCAUAUAGUCCCGUCUGUCGCGGACAUCAUUCCUCUAGUUUUGCCUGACUCGACCAUCCCUAUCCAAUCGUUGCUUAGACACACGCUGACAGAAUCUACUUCAUCCCCGGGGGUUAGCGAGAUGAUUCGGCUGAUUAUAUUGGACAAGGACGGUUCGCUCACUAAUGUGCAUCCUCGAUGGUCCGAUUGGGCGGAAAGCAUAUGUUCCAAGUGA
This is a messenger RNA of Echinostoma caproni, 822 nucleotides long. The record is from the annotation of a GenBank genome assembly. Lineage: Eukaryota; Metazoa; Platyhelminthes; Trematoda; Plagiorchiida; Echinostomatidae.